UAACUAAUAAUAAUAAUAUAAUUUUGAAUAUUUAUUCAAAAUAAUAAUAAUUCGACUUUAGGCAUCAUGCUAAAUUUAAUGAAAAACUGUUGUAAUUUUUAAAAAAUUAAAAGAAAACAAAACUACUUUGUGCUGGCAAAAAUUAGUCAUUGAAAAGCGGUUCCCAAAAGAAAAAAAUCACAAGAGAAUCAUCAACAACAACAAAAAGUGCAAUUUUAAACAAAAAAUUUAUUAAAAAAAAAAACAAAAAAAUGUCCUUUAAAAAAGAUUUAUAUUACUGCAAAAAUAUUGAUGACUUGGAAAAACGUUCCGAGAUACCCGAUGUCCGACAACGUAAAAUGCAAUUUUUACUGGAGACAGCAAAAAAACUUAAUGCUGAAGCUGAGAAACAUUAUCGCAAAGGUGAUGAGGAGUUGGCCUAUGUUUUCUAUACAAAAUAUUUUAAUCUGCUCAACAGCAUUUACAAGAAACCCGACUAUCAGGAGAAUAAACCUCUGAUAAGACAAAUGUUGGGUGAUAAUCGCACCAAUAAAAUGACUAUGGACCGUUUGGAGGCUUUAACUAUGUCGCUCAACGAACGUUAUGAACGUUUAAAUGCUAAGAAUAAAGCAAAAACAGCAGGUGCUGCAACGCCGCCAGCAAUGGUGUCAAAUGAUCGUUCACGUUCAAAUUCUCCUAAAGUCCUCAACAAUGUUGUGGAUAUAGCCUCUAUGCAUUUAAUGUCUUGUCAGCAAUUAUUCGAAGCUAUGAAAUUACAAAAUGUUUUAGUAAUAGAUUGUCGUUCGGCAGAAGAUUUUAAAACGUCUCAUUUGCAAUACAAUUUAACGUUAAGCAUACCCGAGGAAAUUAUACAGGCGGGCAUGUCGGCUGGUAAAUUACAAGACAAACUUGACAACGAAUCCAAGAAGCUAUGGUCAGCUAGAGCCAUUAAAGAUGAGGUGGUUUUAAUGGAUUGGAAUUGUUCGGAACCAAAUCCUCAAGAAGACAGACCCAUUGCUGUGCUAAUGGACAUAUUGCAAAAUUGGGAUCCCGAUGUAACCUAUCGUUCUCCCAUCAAAAUUCUCGAAGGUGGCUACGAAUACUUCCUCUUAAUGUAUCCCACGUGGUGUACAAAUCCCAUGGUGCAGGCACCAUCUGUACCACAAAAUAAUCUAAAUCUUAUCGAUGAUAUAGAAUAUCCUUCGGUUUUCGAUAUACAAAUGAAGGAUGAUAUAAUAUUGAAUAUUAGCGAUGCGGCAAAUACAGUAAAAUCACCAACACCAUCGAACACAGUAAACAGACCCAUCAUAGAUAGAUCUAGCAAACAUGCAGCUCUAAAAACUUAUGAUGAAAAACAAAAAGCCAUAGAUGAAAUUGUUAAAGAUCAGACAGUUCUCUUGGAAAAGGCCAAAGAAAAUGAUGAAGAAUUACAUAAGGUGGCCAAGCAAUUGGAUAAUAUAUAUGGUAAAAAACAAUUAACACCCUCGGAACAGCAAUUGGUGUACAAUAUGAUGCAGUUGGAGAGUGCAGCAGAAGAUUUUAAACUAGAAAACAUGCGUCUGCGCGAAGAACUAGAAGAAUACAAACGCCGAGAAAAAGAAGAAAAAGCCAACAUUCCUUCUCAGCUUAAAGUUGAAGUAGAAAAGGCCACCAAAGAGAUAGAAGCUAAAAUCGAAGAACGUCAACGUUUAGAUGAACAAUUGGAGCGAGAGAAACAACAACGUGCCUUACAAUUGGCUAUAGCUAGAGAAAAUAAACGUCAGUUAAAUGCGAAACUUAUUGAACAGGAAAAGCUGCAAACUGAACGUGAUGUAGCUAAAAGUGAUAGCGACGCUUAUGAUUUGGAAACAGAGCCGGAGCCAAAGCCCUUGCAGGAAGAACCUGAAAAGUUUAUAGCAAAACCAGCCAUACCACAGUUUGACCGUUCGGUUAAACCCCAAUUAAAUACCGCACGUCCCUCUCCGCCACAUUCACCUAAUAUUUAUGCUUUACAAAGACAACGUGACUUUUCACCUGUUGCCGGUUCAGUGGGUCGUGGUUUGACGGGCUUAAAGAAUUUGGGGAACACAUGUUAUAUGAACAGCAUAAUACAAUGUCUUAGCAAUACGCCACAAUUGGCCGAAUACUGUAUAACGGACAAAUAUAAAAACUAUAUCAGUCGCAAUAAUAAAACAAAAGGACAAAUUGUUGAAGAAGUUGCCGCACUAAUUAAAGUUUUAUGGAAUGGCAAUUACAAAUGUGUUGCCAGCAAGGAUUUGCGUUAUGUUAUUGGUCAAUAUCAGAAAAUGUUUCGCGGCAUCGAACAGCAGGAUUCUCAUGAAUUCCUAACCAUUUUAAUGGAUUGGUUACAUUCUGAUCUACAGACCGUAGCCCAACCGCCUGAAUAUAUACGCGAACCAAUGACCGCCUCCGAUAAAGCGUGGUUAGAUUUUACCAAAUCAAAAGAAAGUUUAAUAUUGCAUUUAUUUUAUGGCCAAAUUAAGAGUAUCGUUAAGUGUACCACCUGCGAUAAGGAGUCGGCCACGUAUGAGUGUUUCUCAAAUCUUAGUUUAGAGCUGCCGGAAAAUAAUAAUGUUUGUCAUUUGUCACAAUGUUUAGAUAUGUAUUUUAGCGGUGAACGUAUACACGGUUGGAAUUGUCCGGCCUGUAAGCAGAAACGCGAUGCAAUUAAGAAAUUAAAUAUAUCGAAACUGCCGCCGGUAUUGGUGAUACAUUUGAAAAGAUUUUAUGCCGACACAGAUUCCCUAACACCCUCCUACAAGAAGAAACAAAACUAUUUACGUUUUCCCCUCGAGAAUCUCAAUAUGUCACCGUAUAUCACCAUUUCCGAGUCCAGACGCAAUACCACAAAAUCCUAUGAACUAUAUGCGGUAUCAAAUCAUUAUGGUUCCAUGGAAAGUGGUCAUUAUACAGCAUUUUGUAAGAGUGGCACCUAUGGUAGAUGGUUUAAAUUUGAUGAUCAAAUUGUUACACCUUUAGAUGCAUCAAAUGUCGUCUCAAGUGCUGCUUAUAUAUUAUUUUAUACACGUUUACAACCCUCGCAAUAUAUAUCGCAAACCUGUCGCCUUUAAUGCAAGUUAACUAAGGCUUAGGGUCUUUUUAGUUUAAUACAUUCUACUAUAACAAUUUAUAAUUAUUUCUAGUCUAUAAUAGAAAUUUUGCCUUAAAAGAAUAAUAAUAAUAAUAUAAAACGAAAGGUUUAAUGAAUUUUUUUUUCUUUUUUUAAUUUUAU
Molecule: messenger RNA, 3211 nt
Organism: Lucilia sericata (common green bottle fly)
Lineage: Eukaryota; Metazoa; Arthropoda; Insecta; Diptera; Calliphoridae
Gene: Usp8
Product: ubiquitin carboxyl-terminal hydrolase 8
Exons: 8
Coding region: 252-3050 (932 amino acids)
Biological process (GO): protein deubiquitination
Molecular function (GO): cysteine-type deubiquitinase activity
Source: RefSeq, a predicted model, not a curated record